Messenger RNA from Tyto alba (common barn owl), 3817 nucleotides. It is a transcript of the gene CUNH18orf63, whose product is annotated as chromosome unknown C18orf63 homolog. The coding region runs from base 331 to 2550 and encodes 739 amino acids. The transcript has 15 exons. Lineage: Eukaryota; Metazoa; Chordata; Aves; Strigiformes; Tytonidae. The record is from RefSeq and is a predicted model, not a curated record.
GAAGGCGGGAGGCGCGCGCCCGAGGGGGCACCCCGCGUAGCCCCUGAGGGAACCCGGCGGGGUGGCGGGGGGAGCGCCGCUGGCGGAGGUACGACCUUACCGCCCCUCGAACCCUCCCGGCUGCCCAGGAGCCCCUCGCCCUGCCUGGGGAGAUCUGUCCCGCGGGCCUGGGGACAGCCCCCCCCUGCCCGCCCCCAGGCCUCGCUGCCGCGUGGGCUGAGGGCACAGGGAGCAGCGCCUUCCCCUUCUCUUGGUGACGGCCUUUCACCCGCCCGCCACCCUGUUUUCCUUCAGACCCAGACACCACUUUGGGGCAAUCAACAAUAUAAGAUGAAUGACACCAGGCACCAGUCUCUGUUCUUUGUCAGUCUGCCAGAACUACAAAAACUCUGCGCCACUACAGUAACACUGAGUUCUCAGAUACCGGAAACUGAGACAAGGAGUACACAGAUAAAGAUUUGCAGGCAGUUAUUAUUCCUGCAUGAAGACAUCCUUUCUGCACCUGUUAUUGGAACACUAAAUCAAAUUUCAGUUGUAAUGGCGAUACCAUUUUACAAAUCGGGAAUAUGUCAAGCCUACAUAGAGAAACAAGGAGCUAUCCUGGAAGCACCACAAACAGUAACCCCAGCCAUUCUCCAAACCUGUCUCUCCUACACACUUACAGCCAGACUUGCACCCAGAUGGAACAAGGCUGGUCAUCUCUUGGUGCAAGGAAAAGAUUUUUUGUCUCAUUCAGGAAGGCAAAAUGCUGUUGUUAUAGACUUCUAUGUAUCAGAGAGGCAGCUUUGUAUCAGUGUGGAGGCUUGCUCAAUUCGGUUGCCACCCCCUGAGAUGGGAGAUUUUGGUAUUUCAGCAAAUACCUUAAAGCUGUUUGACAGCAAUGAAAAUACAGUUAUUCACCAACAUUCCAUAUUAAGUAACUGGUGCUAUGUUUUGCCAAGCAUGAAAAUGGGUCAGAUCAUAAACAUCAGCCACAUAAUUCCUCCAGAAUCUCCUUUCCGUUCAUAUGAAGAAUUUCAGUUGCACUGGAAGAAUCUGUAUGGAUAUAUUCUUCCAGAGGAUCUUGAAGAGACAAAAAUAUACUUCAGUGUUUACUUCAAGCCAAUAGGGGAGAGGUUCUUUACGUACCCUUUAAGCUGCAUUCGAAGUCAGCCAGUGCAGUAUUUCCCUAGAACAGAUUCAGAAAGUGUGUUGAAGUCUUUUCUUUCUGACAUGAAGCAUAAUCUUUCACAUCUAUGUGGAUUUCCAGUGAAGAUGACAAGUAAAGCUCUUUAUGCUACACAGGAACUCUCCAGGGCUCCGGAAAUAAAAUCCAAGCAUAUGAAACUAGCUGGUGAGAUGGUUUGUGUAGUAUCUCUAACGCAGGCUCCCCCAAGGAAACAGACCUUGCCUAGAAUUUCUUCACCAUGCAGUAUGAAAAACGGCCACUGGAUGGAGCAUUUGGUCAAAGAGCCAGAAGCACGCACUUUUUCGAGUAGCUGUAAGGAUACAGAAAAGGCUAGCAUUCAAGCAACGGAAAAAUCGAUGAAUAAUAGGCAAAUACCAGGACUACCAGCGUUACCAGUUAUGACUUCUUUAGGAAUGCCUGUAAGUUCAGCCUUUGAGCUCCCCCCUGCAAAAGUCAGCAAAAUUAUACCAAUUUUCAAAGGAAAGUUGAUGCAAAUGAAUGGAAAGAUCACAAAUCAAAUGGAUGGGAAGAAAAGAGAACAUGCUGGAAGACAUUCACCGAGAAAAAUUAUGGGUGUUUCAUCUUCUAUGCUGACUGUGUGCAAGGCCAGCAUAAGUCAGGUUUACAAACCUGUUCAAAAUACGUCAGUCGAAAAUUCUCCUCAUAGCAGUGUACUUCAGGUAAUGAAUGUGAAAACAUACACAGAACAUGGUGUACCAGUAUUUCGAUGGAAAAGAGAGUCUGGUGGACAAAUGGCUCCUUCUGAUUUUUCUGAUAACUCAGCUUCAGGUGGGAAUUCAAGUGAAGUCAAUCACAGAAAGGCAAAUUCUCCUUCCUUUAAGAGUGUUGGAUCAGUGCUUCAGAAAUCAAGCAUUGAUCUGAGUCUGAAUACAUGUCCAUCUCCUACUUUCAGUGCAAGAAGAGGAAAAAAGUUUGCAAGUCAAAAUCCCAAGCAAAUGCUUGAGAAACAACACCAGUCAAAAAAAGUACCUUUGCAGAUUUGUAAAUUAGACAAUGAAAUGACAAAUUUCGGUUUAUCACAGCAACAAACAAAGAGAUCAAAUGAAGGAACAGGGUUAAAUAUUCAUGAAUCUGUCUUAAGUGAUACAAUAUGCAUCACCAAAAAUGAAGAAAACAAAGCAGCAUGCCAUUCUAAGGACUCUAUUGCUAAGACAGCCAGUUGUCGUUCCAAAUCUAACUUUGAACAGAUGAUUACAGGGAACGAAUAUCUGACAUGUGAAACACUGACCUCAAAACCAGCUUUCUCAAGCAAGGAGAGCAACAUGGAAGCAUCUGUAAAGAUAGGCUGUGCCAGAAGAAGACAGAAAGAAGAAGGUUACUUAAAGUUAAAGAAAGCCAAAAGAAGUAAGCCUUCUGUUUAGGAUGUUCUGGAGUACUGAAAGCUCUGGGUUCCCAAGAGGGCGUUAACUUACUUGAGGACCUCUGAGCUUUGUGAAUUUUACUUUGUUUAUUUCACAUCAUUGGUACCUGUUCCUGGGUGAAAAACUGAGGGUUACAUACAGUCAAGGGAAUCCAUGUAUCAAGAACUUCUCCAGACAGUUCAGGUUAAUAAACCUCUAAUUAAUUUGAAAAUUUAGCUACUUUCUUAGUGUUUGAAUCACACUCUGUCUGUCCUAGUACUUGCUUACACACUUAAUCAUUUUUCCAAGUUAUUUUGAAGUUUCAAGUCUGUCUUUUUAUGAUAUAUUUCAUUCUUUGCUACAAUGUGUGGGCCUCUUUGUUUCAUCAGUAAAACAUUCCUAAAUAACUUUUCCUUGUCAAGUCAAAUGGUUAGAAAAUAAAAGGUACAUUUUUUCCUAGAGGAAUAAUAUGAAGGCUGGAUUUGAUUCAAGCUUCUUUAAUUCUUGUUAGAAUUUUUAAUGAAUUGCCAUUUUCAGAAAUUAAACUGCUCUGUAAAAGAUUUUUUUUUUAAAGUCUAAUUGAUAAUGCCAUUCUUCAGCAGUUCAUGCAGAAUGUGUGUAGUUUCCCUUUGAGUAACUUUAUCAGCAUAAAUAUAUCUUCAAUGACCUGCCUGAAGGUAUAGUUGCAAAUAUAUAUGCAUACAUGAUUGUUGCCCCAUAAUUGCUGUUUAUAAUGUUAAUACUUUUUUUCCUAAAGGAAUUGGUACAAUGGAACUUUACAUGCUUUGUGAAAACCUUUUCAGGUUUAUAUUGCUAUAUCUGUAUUUUUAUUUACCUCAUUUUUCAAAGGAGGAUUUUGCCCUACUACAAUGAUAUCUUUUGUUCUGUUUUCUUCUCAAAUGGUGACUGUUAACAUAGCUCUAAUUUAAUGGUGCCAGUGCUUAAAAGGAAGUGGCACUUCAACAACAUGUAAUUUUCUCAUACGUAAUACACAAAGUACAAAACACAAAUUACAAAAAUCAGAGCAGUAUAAUCAGAAAGAGAUCAAAUUAUAUUUACAUUUUGUCUAGAAAUUGGUAUACAAAGCUGCUUUUCAAAUGCUGUGGAUUAGUUAUUCUUUCAUAGGUUUGACUAUAUGUAAUUGAUCUUUUUCUUGUCUUACAAUGUGAAAAAGCCUGUGGAGCAGUUGCAUUUCUACUGUGCUAUAUAAAUUAGUGCUUCGUCUGAUCUAUUUCCUAUUGUUGCUUUUUAAAUGUUGCCGGUUGCCAACUUUUUCCUUGUAUUAUAA